CACAGCCAAUCAGAGACUCAGUCUGUCACUACUUAUCCCCAUUUCACCACCUAGCUGUGUUUUUUUUGUUGGCUUCUGAAGUGAACACAAUGACUUCCUACACAGACAAAGGAGAAAAGCAUAAACAAGGCAGAUUUCUUCACUUCCACCACAUUACAUUCUGGGUGGGAAAUGCCAAGCAGGCGGCGUCAUUUUACUGUGACAAAAUGGGCUUUGAACCCUGCGCCUAUAAAGGACUGGAGACUGGGAGCCGAGAAGUGGCAUCACAUGUUAUCAAACAAAACAAGAUCCUGUUUGUUUUCCAGUCAGCACUGAACCCAGGCAACAGAGAAAUGGGAGAACAUCUCAUAAAGCAUGGAGACGGAGUGAAGGACAUUGCUUUCCAGGUGGAGGACUGUGACUACUUAGUUAAGACAGCAAAAGAACGUGGAGCAGUUAUUGUCAAGGAACCUUGGAUAGAAGAGGACGAGCACGGAAAAGUCAAGUUUGCAAUUGUCCAAACGUAUGGAGACACCACACACACAUUGAUUGAGUUCCUCGGACCCUACAAAGGCCUUUUCCUGCCUGGGUACAAGCCCCCACUCUUUACAGAUCCCCUUGUAGCCAAGUUACCACAAGGCAAUCUAAAUUUUAUUGAUCACAUUGUUGGAAACCAGCCUGAUGAUGAUAUGGUUCCCGUUUCAGACUGGUACCAGAACUGUCUUCUGUUCCAUCGUUUUUGGUCUAUAGAUGAUAAACAGAUUCAUACGCAGUACAGUUCAUUACGUUCAAUUGUGGUCACUAAUUAUGAAGAGACAAUAAAGAUGCCAAUUAAUGAGCCUGCCCCUGGAAAGAAGAAGUCUCAGAUUCAGGAGUACGUUGAUUAUAAUGGAGGACCGGGAGUCCAGCACAUCGCUCUCAACACCUCAAACAUCAUUGAGGCUAUUGUUAAUUUAAAAGCAAGAGGAAUGGAAUUUCUUGAAGCUCCUGACUAUUACUAUGAGACUCUGAGAGAGAAGUUAAAAGUGGCCAAGAUCAAAGUGAAAGAGGAUUUGAAGAUUUUGCAGGACCUGAAAAUCCUGGUGGACUUUGACGAUAAGGGCUACCUCCUGCAGAUCUUCACCAAACCUCUUCAAGACAGACCCACCCUCUUCCUUGAGGUCAUCCAGCGGUACAAUCACUUUGGAUUUGGAGCUGGCAAUUUCAAGGCCCUGUUUGAAGCAAUAGAGAAGGACCAGGACAGCAGGGGAAACCUGACGAUUUUCUCUUCAGAUGGACAGCCUAAGGCCUUCUAUUAGCGUUCUGUUGUAGACGUCUUCGUUUGAAGCACCGUGCUUUGUAUUUAAGCUUUACUGCAGAUUGCUUUAACCGCACCACAGCCUUCCACUUUCAGAUAUCGGCUGACGGAGCUCAGGAUCUUAGUUUGUCCGCCUUCUCCAAUGUAGACAAGUUCAGUCAGGAUUCUGCACGCACGUUGGAUAAAAUCAUUAUGCUGUUUCAGGUUUUCAUUUUGAUCACAAUGUUCAAUAUUCAGACAUCCUCACCACCACAACAUCGUCACUUCCUCCCAGUCGGUGUCCAUACACAUUACAACAGCCAGGUCGGCCUGUCCUUUAAAUGGAGGAUACCAUGCCAUCUCUCUUAGCUGGCCAAUGCACAGCCUUCUUAAUGUGAGAGCUUUAUAGUGCCAAUCGGUUUACACAGUUAUCACUGCCACAUAUACAGAGUACAGUGCAAUGAAGGCUUCAUGGUUUGUGAUGCUGAUCUGAUGUUUAUGUUGAAGACAAAAGAGAAAUUAACACCCGGUGUGAAACAUAAUAAUAUAACCACUUGAAACAGGUACAAUUGCAACUAAAGACUAAAUGAGCGAAUCAAAAUGAGUUUAAUAAAGCAAUCAAAUGAAGUGUC
Messenger RNA from Polypterus senegalus (gray bichir), 1887 nucleotides. It is a transcript of the gene hpda, whose product is annotated as 4-hydroxyphenylpyruvate dioxygenase a. Gene Ontology annotation, molecular function: metal ion binding; 4-hydroxyphenylpyruvate dioxygenase activity; lactoylglutathione lyase activity. The transcript has 14 exons. Gene Ontology annotation, cellular component: endoplasmic reticulum membrane; Golgi membrane. Bases 90 to 1277 code for a protein of 395 amino acids. The record is from RefSeq and is a predicted model, not a curated record. Lineage: Eukaryota; Metazoa; Chordata; Cladistia; Polypteriformes; Polypteridae. Gene Ontology annotation, biological process: L-tyrosine catabolic process.